CUGAUAACUGCUUUUUAUUUUCCUUUUUUUUUUCCUUUCAAAUUUUCUAUAUUUGUUUCUUUGCUGAUAAAAAUAAUACAAUCACUCUACCGCUUCAUCUUUUUUAUUUUUGAUAUUCCUAUAGUUUCAUCAUUUUAAUGACUUAGAAAAAGGCAUUUUAUGAUGCUUGUUUCAUUCAGAUUUAUGCUUGCCUAUGUAUUGGGUGGGCUCACGAUGAUACCUUUAACCGGUCUACUUCUAUAUUCCCUCUUUAUUGUAUAUAUCCAAGUUUACAAACCGUUGACUUCAGCGUUUCGUUUAUAUUUCACCAGCGCUUCAUCAAAAGGCAAGCAAGGAAAACGAUUUGCUAUUUCUGAUGGGACGAACGAGAAGGCAUCGCUGUUUGAGAGAUCUUCCACAAACGUUACUCACAAUGACGACAUGCCACCAUUGCAUUCAGACACUACUUCAGCAGUAUCUCUCUAUAAAGUAGGUUGGUUGAAAGUCUUGACACAAGAAGAACAAUCAUUACUGUCUCUGUCCAUUGGUCUCAUGGUCAAGAAUUACAUAUCAACCAGCAUGAAUAAGCAGAGAGGCGGAGACGGUAGUAGUAUUACCAGCAAUAGUAACAUCAAUAAUGAUGACAAUCAUAUGUACUUUUCGGUAUUAAAAUACAACACAUUGUACUUGUACGACUCGGAAAAGCAAUUGGAUUGUAAGGAAGUGAUCAACUUAAGCCAGUAUACAGUACAAAUGCAUCCACCUGGUUUGAAAGACUUUGAGCUAUAUUCGAAGCCUAACUUGAUCAAGUUAGUACUGAAAGAAGACGAACCUUCAAGUACCACAAUAACAGCAACAACUGCUACAGCUGCAUCAAAAGAAGUGAGAGAUACGAUUCCACGGGAGGCUAGCACAUCCGACACAAAGCAAAAAAAAUCCUACUUUAUAAAUUGUAGUAAAUGCAUUGACAAAGAGGAUUGGUACUGUGCAUUUUUACAUGCCACUAAUACUUCCGCCACCACCGACAAAACUCACUUUGAACAAGCAGCUAUGAAUGACCUUAUUAAAACUGUAUAUAGCAACGAACAUCAUUUUCAAACGCAAUGGUUCAAUGCGCUUUUCGGCCGUAUUUUUCUGGGGAUAUACCGUACGAAAGAUAUCCAGCAUGUUCUUUAUAAGAAAGUAAUCACAAAGUUAGACAAAAUCAAUGCCAAACGCCCUCCAUUUUUGGGAGAAAUCACCGUACGAUCUGUUGAUCCAGGUCAUGGUAUUCCCGCCAUCACUCAACCUAAAUUACUGAACCUGAGCCCUACAGGUGAAAUGACAGCCGAAGCCUACCUUCAAUAUCGUGGAGCAUUCCGUAUUGAAAUCGAAACAGUAUUAGUAUGGAAAUAUUCUGAUCGGCUAAAGCCACUGACCAUCGAUCUAGUGCUGAGCAUUACAUUAAACGAGAUCAAGGGCAAACUGGCUAUCAAGAUUAAAGAACCACCCACCAAUCGCUUUUGGUAUGGGUUCUAUGAGUGUCCUUCCAUGGACUGGAAGGUGGAACCUGUAGUAUGGGAAAAGAGAGUAGGAUAUUCCGUCGUUGUCAAGGCAAUUGAAAGCAAAAUUCAAGAAUUGAUUGUUGAGACAAUGGUUAUUCCUCAUUUUGACGAUAUCACAUUUUUUCCAACGGAGGAUGGGGUAGGUGGUAUUUUUGAAAAGAAAACACAAGCAGAAGACAUACCAAGCAAAGGAGAGCAUAAUUUCGAACCGCAAACAAGUGAAACUGCUUCAUCCGCCAAAGAAAGUUUAUCAGUGAAAUCAGCACCUAUUCCGAUAAUGAAGAAUAAGAAUAAUAACAGUGAACGUACCUCUAAUAACAACAAACUGAAAAAAGAAGAGCGCCAACAACAAAAGGUUAAAGAUGAAGCACUUAUUACUACUGCUAGAUCGUUACCAGAACUUUUUUCAUCAGCUGUGCCUGAUCGAUCGCAAAAUGAACAAUUAUGCCGCUCGUCUACUACACUUAAUCAAGUCUCCACAAAGAAUUUCGAUAGCAAUACACAGCAGUGCGAACCAACCAAAAAGCCAACUAUGAGACAACAAUCAUCUUAUGUUACAGAGAACGUAAGUAGUAGCGAUAGCAGCAUUACUACGUCCCUUAGCAGUACCAGUAGCAGUGACCACAAUACUUCGAAUAUAUUACUGCUCGCAAACAGCAAUAGCUUGUCUGCUUCCCCCGACGAUUCGUAUCUGAGCUCGUCUCCUUCUUCAAUGACGACCGACGACCGCAUUAGUAAUAAUACAAAUUUGCUAUCUCGUAAGCUAACAGUAGCCGGUAUAACAGGCAUAGAUGACACACAAACUGUUGCUAGUACAAUCACUACAUCUAAUCUUAUUGUCACCCCUUCAAAUUCAACUUCACUGCUUGGUACCUCAUCCGACUUUCAUUCAUCAACAGUUCAUGUCACUUACUCUGAAAUAGACGAGAAAGACGAUGACUCAAUUGACAGUAAGACUGUAGAAACUGGUAAUAAUAAUAAAUAUGACAAUAGCGAAAAGCAGCAGCCUCGGCAACAAAGAGUCAGAAAACAAUCUUCUUUAGCUCUGCUUCGACCAAAAACUGUAGCUUCAACGGCUAUAGAUGUGUCACCAGCUAUGCGACUAUAAGAGUAGUCACCGACAACCCAUACCUAUCAAACAAUAUCCUAUAAUAUUCCCCUUUGUUCGUUUGUACAAUAAUAAAACUUAGGAAAUAAAAUCAAAAUAUACCACUCGUCCAUUAUCCCAGC
Molecule: messenger RNA, 2753 nt
Organism: Mycotypha africana
Lineage: Eukaryota; Fungi; Mucoromycota; Mucoromycetes; Mucorales; Mycotyphaceae
Product: putative integral membrane protein conserved region-domain-containing protein
Exons: 1
Coding region: 160-2631 (823 amino acids)
Biological process (GO): phospholipid transport
Cellular component (GO): ERMES complex; endoplasmic reticulum
Molecular function (GO): lipid binding
Source: RefSeq, a predicted model, not a curated record